ACUAUUACGGGAGUGUUUGAUUGUUUUCAUUGGCUUGUACAUUUCAGACAAUGUGUGGUAAUCGAGUUAGUGCGUAAACGAACUGAUACUGAAACAACAAACACACAAAGCUGUUAGCAUAAGGUAUCCUUACUGGAAAAAUAGCACCGGUGCCUCUCAUUAGUGACUCAUCAAAGGACAUAAAUACAGAGCAUCGUGCUCGUGUGGGCUGAGCCCGUCAACCGAAACAAGUCGCUAACUACAAGAUGAAGAUCAAAUCCAGUCAUCCAAUGUACUUCUGAUAUUAAAAACCAACAUUUAUCGUUAUUCUUCAUGAGUUACCAAAAAUAACUAAAAAUGCCAGAAGGCAGUAGAAGUGCCAAUCAGCACGCAAGUUCUGCGUCUAUCGGUGAUGGUGACACACAAACUGACCAAUGUCCAAAACAUUUCAAAAUUGCAUCUUCAAGACUUCGGAAGAGAUGUCUGUUUCUUCUAGUUCUCGGAUUGAUGAUCAUGAUGAUAGUGAAUUUGGCUCUUACGCUGUGGAUGCUGAAGGUUAUGGAAUUUUCUUCGGCAGGGCUGGGAAACUUGCGGGUGGUGCCAGGAGGAUUGCAUUUGACAGGCAAAGCGUACGUCAUGGGACCGCUCACGGCGUCUUCGAUCAGAUCGAAGCCGGGACAGCCGCUCACGGUCGAAUCGACGACAAACUUUACCAUCAACACCCGAGACGCCAACGGGAUGCUGAAGAACAGAAUGUACUUAGGUGACGACAAAUUAGAGGUUUGGGCUUCCUCGUUUAUAGUGAUGGAUCACAGAGGCGUGCCUUUAUUUUCUGCAAAUCCUAAAGAAGUAAUAGUGGGAUCCGAAACGUUGCACGCCGCUGGCGAAGGUGGUGCACAUUUUACAGGUUCAAUACAAACUCCUGCCGUGAAAUCUGAACCUGGACAUAAUUUAAGACUGGAAUCCAGUACCAGAUCUAUAGAAAUAAGAUCUCCAAAGGGAGUAAUAAUUGAAUCUAGGGCUUCCGAUUUGAAAUUUGAAAGUCUUAGUGAUCUCGCCAUACAUUCUGUGGCAGGAAAGAUUCGUCUAGAAUCUCCGGAUGUCCGAAUACCAAAUAUCAGAACUGCAACUCCAUCUCAGCCAACAAGUCACAGAAGACAAGAAGAUGACCGAACUGGUGGCAGAUGGCACCAAGUCUACCAAUUGUGCGCUUGUGCCAACGGAAGACUAUUCCUGGCUCAACCUCAUGGACUUUGCGCAGCCAGGGACGACUCUGAUAGAAUCUGCCGAUAGUUAGAAACAGAGUAGUACUUAAUUAAAGGAUAAAGGACAAAGCCUAGUCAUUCAUAUAGAUCUGUAUUUCUGGGACUGCACUUUGGAAGUGAGCUAAAUUGGAUCCACAAGUCAACGACAUCACUAGCUCGGUGCCAAUACAUAAAU
Messenger RNA from Ctenocephalides felis (cat flea), 1419 nucleotides. Its product is annotated as delta-sarcoglycan-like. The record is from RefSeq and is a predicted model, not a curated record. Gene Ontology annotation, cellular component: sarcolemma; sarcoglycan complex. NCBI's taxonomy places the organism in Eukaryota, Metazoa, Arthropoda, Insecta, Siphonaptera, Pulicidae. The transcript has 7 exons. Gene Ontology annotation, biological process: cardiac muscle tissue development; heart contraction. Bases 337 to 1272 code for a protein of 311 amino acids.